GCCACCUGGCUGACAUCCAAGACGACAGAUUGCGCGAGGCGCUAGGAACGCUGUCACAGAUGACACAGAAGCUGAAGAGGCUUGAAGUGCUUGAAAGCGAACUCGAGUCGGCCCUUGCAAGCAAACGGAGAGCAGACGAGAAGAAUCAGCUGUUGGAGAAGGCCCUGCAAACAAGUUCUCAUGCUGAGGGGCUGGUUGCUGACGAGCAGCGGCAGAACGCAAAGUUGCGGUCAAGGUUUGAAGAGGAGUGCGCUCAGCUACGCCGCCAGCACUCUGAAGUCAUCCAGACAUCAGAGGAAGAUGCGGCCCAGCGGCUGCUGGAAGCACAGGCAUUGCAGGCGGAAAGAGCUGCGAUGGCUUCCGAGUACCAUGCUCAAGCAGAAGAACAGCAG
Messenger RNA from Symbiodinium pilosum, 392 nucleotides. The record is from the annotation of a GenBank genome assembly. NCBI's taxonomy places the organism in Eukaryota, Dinophyceae, Suessiales, Symbiodiniaceae.